Cladocopium goreaui is the source of this 2903-nucleotide messenger RNA. NCBI's taxonomy places the organism in Eukaryota, Dinophyceae, Suessiales, Symbiodiniaceae. The record is from the annotation of a GenBank genome assembly.
GGCUCACUGCCUUCUAAGUGCAUGGAUCAUAAUACGACCAUUGUCCCAUGGCGCGGCUCGUGACAUGUGCUGUUCAGGCCAUCGCUUUGCUAUACGGCCUGGCGCAUGCUGCCACAUGGGAAUCAGCCUGCGAAACCAGCGGCUGCAGUCGAGACAACUGCUGUCCAUCCGGUUACUACUGGAUUUCAGAGCGCGACUGUGACGAUUGGUUCACGGGAAUCUUUUUCGACAACCGGAUCCAGACCUGCGAAGAGUGCACCACCUGCAGCGGUGGGCGUUAUCUGAGUUCCUGUGGCUCUGAGAGUCCAGGGAACUGCCAGCUGUGUGCUGGUGGAUAUGCCAAAUCUGGCACCAACAAGGUGACUUCUUGUUCGGCCUGUGCGAUUGGACAGUAUGCCCCAGCAGGCUCAUCCUCAUGCACAGAUUGUAGUAAAGGGACCUAUCAAGCCAAUGCUGCCAGCAGUAGCUGCAACACUUGCCUGGACGGACAGACCAGCACCCUGGCGGCCACGGCAUGUUUCGACUGUGGCCGCGGCUUCUCCGCCGUGGCAGGCGACGACGUUUGCACGGAAUGCAGGACAGGCCAAUUCGGAAGUAACGUCCGCAAUCGCGUUUGCGAACUCUGCCCUGCGGGGACGUUCGGGGCAAACACCGGUAUGUCGGCCUGUGUCCAAUGCAGCCGUGGAGAGUCUUCAGAGGAAGGUGAUUCGUUUUGCACACCUUGUCUGCGUGGAGAGUUCAAUGACCAAGAUGCGCAAGGGAGCUGCCAAAAGUGCCAGCCAGGCACCAUUUCUCAAAGUAUGGGCUCCACAAGCUGUACAGAUUGCAGUGUUGGGAGCUACGCCAGCACGGAAGGGAAGUCUCAGUGCACUGAUUGCAGGGCUGGGUACUACCAACCUGCUGUGGCUUCCACCAGUUGCCUCCAAUGUGAAUCAGGCAGUCGCAGCGAUUCCAGCUAUGCUUCUACAUCUUGCAUUGAAUGCGCUGCUGGAAGCUAUGCAGUGUCGCCAACAGACACGUGCACCUCCUGUCCCCCGGGCAGCUAUGGUGAGGAAGCACGGCAGAGCGAGUGUAGCUUGUGUCCCGCUGGCUGGUACGGCAAUGCGAGUUCGGGCGCCACCAGCAACGAGACCUGCAGUAUAUGCCCCAGCGGCCGCGCUGGAGCCUCCGAGGGGCUGGGAGGCUUCGAGAGUUGCGUCCUCUGCCCAGCUGGGAGGUAUGCAGUUUCAGAGGGCAGCACCGAGUGCAGCGAAUGUCCUGCAGGUAGCUACAGCGAGCUCAUUGGUGCCACCAGCCCAUCGGAUUGCAUCGCAUGCCCUGCUGGAACUUUCAGCAACGAAACGGCCGUGGGCUCUCUCACUCUAUGCCAGCAAUGUCCAGCAGGAACAUGGAGCAGCAGUAGCGCCACAGCCUGUGAGGACUGUCAGGCAGGGACGGCGAGCAACACCACGGCUGCGACCAGCUCAAGUACCUGCGAGGAUUGUAGUCUUGGAAGCUUCGUGGACUACGCGGGCGCCUCGGAGUGUUUGGAAUGCCCUGCUGGGCGCUGGAGCGACCUUGUGGCCAUGACGGUGUGUUCACAGUGUGCGGCAGGCACCUGGAGCGAUGCUGUGGCAGCGGUGGCCAGUUCCACUUGCCAGCAAUGCCCUGCCGGACGCUUCUCAGAUGUCCCCGGCGGAUCUGAGCUCAACAGCUGUCAGUCUUGCGCCAAAGGGACCUGGAGUGAUCAGCUGGGAGUCACCAUUUGCCAAGAGUGCGAGGUUGGCAAAUGGAGUGACGCAACUGGUGCAUCUUCGGACGUGUGCCAAGACUGCACAGCUGGCCGCUAUGGUGAUCAAAGCGGUCAGAGCAGUUUGGACGACUGCCUGUUGUGCGAUCCUGGCACCUGGAGUUCAGAAGGCCUCACCUUUUGCUACAAUUGCAGCGCUGGGCGUUGGAGCGACACCAUUGGGGGUGGUAGCAUCAGCACGUGCAUCGCUUGCGCUGCGGGACGAAUUUCCACAUUGGUGAGUGCCACGAGUAUCGAAACAUGUGUGGCGUGCCCCGUGAAGACCUUUGCCUCGCAGUCGGCUUCAACGGCCUGCGAAGACUGUCAACCGGGACAAGCCAGCUUCGAGGUUGUGAGCAGUGCCCUGUGGCCAGGUACAGCGAUUCGAAGCAGGCCUCCUGUUCACAAUGCGAGGCGGGAUACGUCGUCAAUUCCCAUCGUACUGCUUGCAUACCUUGCUCACGGGGCCGGUUUUCCGAUACCCAGGGUGCAGAAGCCUGCCAAGACUGUGGCGCGGGUCGAUACGGAAUCCAGGCUGGAGGCAUUUCGCUGGAAACGGCCUGUCAGGAGUGCCCAGCUGGUCGAGUCAGCAACGGACUGGCAGUCACCAGUCUGGCUGGUUGCCUGCAGUGCUCACCCGGUAACUUUGCUGGCACCACUGGCGGAUCCAGCUGCGAACCUUGCCAAGCUGGACGAUAUCAGGAGUCCCCGGGUCAAAGUGCUGCUCGGUGUCUUGGCUGGGAAACAGUUGCGAUCCCCAGAGCUAAAGAGGAUCUGGAAGGAUCUUUGUCUUUAUGUUCAGGGCCUUCAUGGCCCUGGAUCCGAUGGGCCGAUGGGCCCCAGCUCAGCUGGUCAUAGCCAAGGAAACCACAGCUUAGAUGGCGAGAAUUGUUGGAACAGCUCUCCCAAGAGCUCGAGCCCCUUGAUUCCCUUGGAUCCCUUGGAACGGGCACCGGUGUCAGAGCCGGGUAAGCUUCAAAGAUUGUGGUUUCACCAUGAGAGGCUCCAGUCGCUACAAGCAGAAAAUCGCAACUUGAAAGAACUUCACGAGGCUCCUCCCAUCGACCAUUUGGUGACAAGCACCUCGAUCAACCUGGCGAAGAGUUUCCCUCCAGCAGGACGCUGGGUCCGCUGA